Molecule: messenger RNA, 18318 nt
Organism: Podarcis lilfordi (Lilford's wall lizard)
Lineage: Eukaryota; Metazoa; Chordata; Lepidosauria; Squamata; Lacertidae
Source: the annotation of a GenBank genome assembly
GGUAGAAAGAAGCUAGCAAUGUCUGACACUGGGGAAAUCAUCAAAACUCUUGGAGACUUUGGGCGUUUCCAAUGGCGGUUGUUGGUGCUCGUGACUCUAGCCACGCCAAGCCUCGCCUUCCAUAUGUUUUCCCAGUUGUUCAUGGUCCUGGAAGAGCCCCAUCAUUGCAACACAAGCUGGUUCAAUGCCAUCGGCUUGAACCUGACUGAAGAGGAACGGCUGAACUUGACCCUUCCCAAAAAGCCCGAUGGGACAUUUGAAGAAUGUCUCAUGUACACUCCAGUGGACUGGGAUCUCGAUGCCAUCCUGCAAUAUGGACUUAAUUCUACCGAAAAGUGUCGGCGUGGGUGGGUUUAUCCUUCAAACCAAGAGCCUUCCUUGCUCACACAGGUUUGGAAAUUUUGUUGUACCCUUCUGAAUCAUUUGCUUGCAUUUUCCCCUAAGUUAUUUAUUAAUUUAUAUACUGUUGUAAAUAAAAACAUGCCCUUUUCCCUAAUGGGGUAUCCAAGAGCCCAUAUAGAGUCCUUACAUUGGUAGGAGAAAAUAACAGAGGCCAACCAGAGAAUAUUGAGAAGCAAAGCAGCUAGUAAGCUUGAUCUUUAUUGAUCUGUUGCAACAGGGUACUCCCCUCACACGCAGGAGAGGAGGAGACCCCCCAAAAUGCUAUGCAAGGGCUUAUUAAGACUUUUGAAAUUCCCAUCCUCUAGAUCAAGACCACCCCCAGAAACAUUAUGCAUUCAUCGCAGAAGGGGUGUAACCUAAGACCACCCCUCAGAUAAGGCGGUCUAAAACAGAACAUUUGCAUGUUGUUUUCUCCUGUCGCUUUGUUUAUUUCCUGUCUGGCAGGUUACUUGAUUGGAUUUCUUGGGGAGCCUUGGCAGUCUUUUGUAAUGAUAAGGCUCACACCCUUAUUCAAACACAGAUUAAGACAGGAUUUGUGAAGGAAGAGACAAUGGGGAGGCUUUUCCAUUUUUACCAUGCAGAGAAACAUUUGCUCAGUUUAGGAAUCAAAAUGGUUCCAGGUUGGCUUUCCUGUGCUGAUCUAUGUACGUGUGGUUAUAAACGUUGCCAUAUAUCUAAAACCAUAAAAUUCCUAUCACAAUACCAAUUAUAUAUGCCAAAAUGGCUUCUAAGCAGUCUAUAUACCCCUGUCUCCUUCCCUUCGUGGAUCCCAAGGCAACCUACAUUUCUGUCCCACUGUGAUGGGGUCUCCCAUCCAGGCACUCGUCCAGGCCUGGAUCUUCUUAGCUUCGACAAGGUGGUGGCCUCAUGGGUCUUCAGACCAUAUGGCAGGACCGCAGUCCAGCACUUUUAUCCUGCGCAGGCAGCGCCUUGCAAUGUCUCUUCGCAAGAAAUGCAAGGAAGCAGACAUUACGAAGUGUACAUUCCUGAAGGUGAUUUUUUGAACCGUUAGAAGUGACGGCAGCAGCGACUGAUUUUGGUUUAUUUCUUUAUAUAAGAUUGUCCCAGCAUACGUCAUGCUUCAGAGAAGCCUAUUUAGACAUAAAGCAGUAUAUUAAUGGCAGUGGCGAUUUAUUGCUAGAGGGUUGACAGCCACACGGCCUGGUCGAUAGUUUCCUUCGGUGUGUAAAACAUCACUCUUGUCCUACUCCUCUAGCUCCUUUUGGGAAGAGUCCCUAAUUGUGUGUCUAGACCCCGCAUUCACCCCCUCGUAAAGAAUUAAGACACCAGGACACAGAUAUUAUGUUAAUGUUAUUGGGCAAAUUUUGGCCACAACUUUAUUGAUUACAGACUGUGAGCAGUAUUGGCUUAGGCAUUGAAUGAACCUGACUAUAUCUGACUCCUGCCCGUUGCGUAGGGAGUCCGGUAAGGGUAAACCACCAGAAAGGGGAGCCCCGUCGAUGCAGAACAACUCGAGCUCCCCCAGAUGUUCCCGUUGGGGUCGUGUCAUGGCCCUAGUCCCGCCCUGGGCUUCGGACAAGAUCCACACCCCCGGAUUCCUUUAACGGAAUACCCUUAAGCUUGGAGGGGCAGGUGAUGGCCACACCUCCCUCAUAAGGUCAGACAAUGCCUAACCGCAAAACCUUACAAAGUUGUGACGAUUGCUACGAGGUAGGCGAAAACCAAAUGGCCCCUUGCCAGUUUUGCCAAGUGGAAAAAUUCCUACCAGGCCCCUCAACGGCGACCAACUGAGGUCCAUAGCAAGGCCAAUGCAGAAAACCUGUAAAAUAGGGAGGGAGUUUGAAGAAGCGAGCUAAGAGGAAGCCCUCCAGCUCACGCCCCAGCUUAAAUGGUCCCGGCCACGCCCCCCAGCCACCAGAUUGGCCAGCUGGACGAUGACGUGGCCGGGAUUCCCCAGGUAACACGGGACUUCGUCCCCCGCCCCCGGAGGAGAGUGGGUGGCCACGUGGUCCACUGCAACUCCUCCCCACAGUGAAGUGGAGCGGACUUCACAGCUUUUGAGACUUCCUUGCACGUCCACCUCUGGCCUUUUGAUGCCAGCGCUACCAAAUCCCUGUUCCUUGGAAUAUAGGAAGAGCGCUUUAGAAUCAGGCUAAAUAAAGUCUGUUCUUCCAGUGGCUAACCACUGGAGGCAAUCUUUUGCCAUCAUGAUUAGUAGUCCGUGGUUGUCCUAUUCUCCAUUAGUUUGUCUAAUCCCCUUUUCCACAGUCUAGCCAUGCAAGCAUUGUGUAUGGUACCAGAUACCUCAUUUUGAGCACAGUGAAGUUUCAGGAUGUGGUGCCUGUUGCAUUUCACAACCUCACAAUUCAGAGCCAUUUCACUUCCACACCUGUAGCCAUAGGCGCCGACUCCUGUUAAACAUCUUAUGAACCGCCCUGAGAUCUUCGGACAACAGGCAGUAUAUAAAUUUAAUUAACAACAACAACUCCCAACCCCAGUGCCUGCCCCACGGAUGAUGCUAAAUCACAAUUUGGCAACCCUAAGUGUUUUUGCAAGCCAGGGAAAGUGUAUUGCUUUGCAUUCAUUUCUUUGUCUUCCUGUCUAUUUCCAGCUCCCUCCCACCAAAUUAUGAACUUUAAAUUAAAACAGCAGCAUCAUUUUUCAGGCAAGUAAAAACGGUAAAUGCAAUGGCCGCUAUCAAAAAAAUAUUUGUGUGUGCGCGCGCACACACACAUAAUUAAAAUUAAAAGCAAAUUGAAUUUAAAAAAUCACCCAAAGUUACACCACAAAAGGAACUUAAUUCACAUUCAAUUCACUUGGAAAUUAUAGGUGCAAUUCAGGUGUUUAAUUCAGUGAAUUAGUUAACCUGAAUUAGUUCAUUGCAAGAUCUGAAUGGACCUUGGUUGAAGAGCCCUGGUCUCCACUGAGUGCUCCACAGGUUUUUUGGGUUUACUAUCUGGAGAUGUUAGGGAUUGAAUCUAGGUCUUUCUGCAUACAAAGCAGCUGUUCUACCAAUGAGUUCUGGUCCUUCCAAUUAAAAAUAGCAGGUUUGUAUUCUUGGACAGCUGUUAGUGCAGGCAACAGAGGGUUAGGAGUAACCCCUUGGUUGAAAAGUUUCUUAUGUACAAGCCUUGGCUACUGAAAAGAUGUGCCCAUUGUCAAGGUGCAAGUUUCAUUCUUUCCCUCUCCUAAUUCCCUUCAAGUAAAGUGGUUUUCCUUUUCUUUCCUUAAGUUUGACCUGGUAUGUGACUGGGAAGAUUUAAACGACAUCUCACAAUCUAUUUACAUGCUGGGCCUUCUCGCUGGAGCGCUGGUGUCUGGUCUGUUAAGUGACCGGUAAGAGAGAAAAUAUAAGGGGCGGCAGGCUGGGAAAGUGUUGCCGUUUAGAAAUGUGGUCAGCCAGCAGGAGAUUCCUGCCCAUCCCCAAAAACCAGCUUCAGAAGGAUUUUACCCAGGACAGUAGCAGGGGAGGAAUGGGUUAAAUUCCCUGCUACUUUCCUGCCUGCUUGUAAUUAUUAGAUUCCCCAAGCUUACGCAACUUGCAUUUUUUAGAAACCUGCUCCUUACAUGCAAAAUAAAUAAAUGCAUUUAACUUUGCAUGUAGCUUGGUCCUUAGAGCGCAGUGGUGUUUUAUAAAUGGGUAAAAGUGAUUGUGGCACUGCUGCCUGUGUCACCAGACUCGUAAAGUCUACCACAAGCACAAAACCAGAGACAGUGGAGAGGUGUGGCCAUGAAACUCAGGAGGGUCAUUGGGUUUAUGACAUUUAUCUACAAAGUUUAAAGCACGCGAGAUAAACUAUUCUCAGUAGUAUAAUUUGUGAUAACAUGGCCAUCAUUGCAAGGCUAGGAAGGUUUAACCCACGUAGUAGGAGACACAUCCCUAGUCUCAGUUAAAACCUCAAUGGACAGAGUCAAAUUUUAUGACGAAUGGUUACAUCUGUAGUUUCAUGAUGGGGUUUGGGGCGUGUCUUCAACAGCAACAAAACAACGGCUUCUAAGCCAGUACAGUGGUACCUCGGGUUAAGAAUUUAAUUCGUUCUGGAGGUCCGUUCUUAACCUAAAACUGUUCUUAACCUGAGAACCACUUUACAUGGGGCCUCCCGCUGCCGCCGCGCGAUUUCUGUUCUUGUCCUGAAGCAAAGUUCUUAACCCGAGGUACUAUUUCUGGGUUAGUGGAGUCUGUAACCUGAAGCGUCUGUACCUGAAGUACCACUGUAGAAGAAGUGAAAUGACAAUAUCACAAUAAAUGCUAGUUUUUAAAGAUACCACAAUACAGUGGUACCUUGGGUUAAGUACUUAAUUCGUUCCUGAGGUCCGUUCUUAACCUGAAACUGUUCUUAACCUGAAGCACUACUUUAGCUAAUGGGGCCUCCUGCUGCCGCUGCUCCGCCGCUGUACAAUUUCUGUUCUCAUCCUGAAGCAAAGUUCUUAACCUGAGGUACUAUUUCUGGGUUAGCGGAGUCUGUAACCUGAAGCGUAUGUAACCUGAAGGGUACGCAACCCAAGGUACCACUGUACUCUGAUCCUUUCUGCCGCAGCAGACAUAACAGGAUGUUUCAUAGAUGAGCAAGCUCCCUCUGGCUUUUAGCAAUGGCAUAUUGUCAUUGUUGUCAUGCAUAUAAUAGGAAACUCAGGAGCAGAAUCAUGGCUGCUACGUAGCUACUGAGAAAAAAGAGGAAGAUGCAGGGAGACCGUAAGGUUCAUAGAAGCAGGGGGGUAGAUAUAGGGGGACCUAAGGGGGCACCCCCAGUGACGACUGAGCUUGCACAGUGGCCAUACAAUGUUGUAUGAUGGGGAAGACUGGGAGGAGGGAAUGGAGUAUCUUGGGAAAGGUAUGACUGGCUGGUACCCUAAACACCAGUGACGUCUGUUUGCAGGUCCCACGUUUUGCAAAUCCCAGUGUUGUAAACAAAAUCUGCCCUUUUCCCCUUAUAGGGUAUCCAAGAGCCCAUAUAGAGUCCUUACGUAGGUUCCCUAUUGGUAGGAGAAAAUAACAGAGGCCAACCAGAGAAUAUUGAGAAGCAAAGCAGCUAGUAAGCUUGAUCUUUAGUGAUCUGUUGCAACAGGGUGCUCCCCUCACCCGCAGGAGAGAGGAGGGACCCAGAACAAUGGCGCGCAAGGCCUUAUAUAGACAUUUUAAAUUCCCUGCCCUGGAGCUCAAGACCACCCCUCCAAACAUCAUAUCUACAUCACAGAAAAGGUGUUGUUGUUUUCCUGUCAGCCAGGUUAUCUGAUUGCCUUUCCUGAUUGUCACCCAUUAAAUUGCUGAUUACUCAGUUCCUGAGACAAUGGGAAGGCUCCCUGACCCCCCUCCCUCCUUGCAGAGAAAACAUUUGGGAAUCAAAAAUGAUUUCAGGUUGGUCUUCCUGUGCUGAUCUAUGUAAGUGCCUGGUUGGUACACUUAUGAACAUUUAACAUAUAUCUAAAAUGCAGGUGUCACUGUGGGUUAAACCACAGAGCCUAGGGCUUGCUGAUCAGAAGGUUGGCAGUUCGAAUCCCUGUGACGGGGGGAGCUCCCGUUGCUCGGUCCCUGCUUCUGCCCACCUAGCAGUUCAAAAAGCAUGUCAAAGUGCAAGUAGAUAAAUAGGUACUGCUCCGGCGGGAAGGUAAACGGCGUUUCCAUGCACAGCUCUGGUUCGCCAGAAGCGGCUUAGUCAUGCUGGCCACAUGACCCGGAAGCUGUACGCCGGCUCCCUCGACCAAUAAAGCGAGAUGAGCGUCGCAACCCCAGAGUCGGUCAUGACUGGACCUAAUGGUCAGGGGCCCCUUUACUUUUAAGACCUCAAAAUUCCUAUCACACCAGUAUACAAGGCAAACAUCUGGAAAUCAGGAGUAGCACUUGGGGGAGGUUGGGAGUAUGUAAGUUACACCAGCCUCUGCCAAUGUGGUGCUCCCAUCAUCCCUAAUUGCCGGUCCUGCUGGCUGGGGCUAAUGGGCUCCCAGAAACAUCUCCCCUUUCAUCCCUCUACUAAAGAGCGCAGCUGGAGACCAAUGUCCUUGUGCCCAGGGAUUUUUGUGCCUGCCUCCUGUUUUCUGCUACUGUCUUAGGACAGGGAAAGCCCCCCCAAAGCAAUGUGAUGGCAAAAUGCGCUUUCCCCUCUCUCAGGUUUGGUCGGCGGCCAAGUCUUCUGUUGUCCAUGCUCAUCGAAGGCGUGUUUGGGGUUGCUACGGCCUUUGCUCCCAAUUUCCACCUCUACAUUGCGUUCCGAUUUCUUGUGGGUGCUUCUGUUUCCGGAGUCGUGAUAAGCAGUUUAGCUUUAGGUAAGAUGUACACAAACGGCUUUACAAAAUAGAAAGGGAAGCCUAGUCUCUGGGUUCCUCUUUGGGCAAAUGAGGCCCUCAAUACCAUUCUACCUGGCCUUCGGAAAUCUCUCCAUGCCACCGCACUUGCUGAUUGUUCUUUGUGUGGUGUGUGGUUAUUUUUAUCAUGUUUAUUAUGAAUAUUCAUUACUCGCUGCCUUGCGAGACAUCCUCAGGGGAUGAAAAGGCUAUGGAGUAAAUGCUACACAAAUCUGGAGUGCAGUCCCUAAGACAGUUGGGUGGCAACUUCUGCAGCCAAGAUCAAGAGUGGUGUUUAUGCUCCGAAUAGCUUCACAUUUCCGAGAGCACAGCAUUCUGAGUCUUAAGUAUGGCUUUUGAAGACAGAUAUACCAGACUCUCAUGUGAGCAGAAGCGAUAGCUCAAUGGUCAAGCCUUGUGCUUUGCAUGUAGAGGAUCCAAGGUUCAGUUCCUGACAUCUUCAGACAAAAGGACCAAAUAGCAGGUGAAGGUGAAGAUCCUUCUCUACCUGAGGCCCCUGGUUGCUGCUGCCUUUCGGAAGUCCGAAGCCCUCCAGAGGGACCAAUAAUCUGAUCUUGCAUCAAGCAGCUUCAUUUGUUCCAUUUGUGAUGCACACUUGUUAGAACAAAAGACCUGGGCCCUGGGCCCUUCCAGGGUUGUUGGACUACAGCUCCCAUCAUUGGCCAUUCUUGCUGGGGUUCAUGGACGUUGGGGUCCAUCCAUGUCUGGAGGGCACCAUGUUGUUCAACCUUGACCUAGGUUCUUUGUAAGCCCUGGUGAUCUUCCAAUAGUUGAGGCUUUUUUCCACAGAGCUAUGCAAAAUAAACCCCAGACUGACAGUUGGCCAGCCCUUUGUCAACCUUGUCCCAUUGGGGAGAUAAGAAGCCGUCCAAGUUCAGUUGACCUAGGGCAGUGAUGGCCAAACUUGGCUCUCCAGCUGUUUUGGGACUACAAUUCCCAUCAUCCCUGACCACUGGUCCUGUUAGCUAGGGAUGAUGGGAGUUGUAGUCCCAAAACAGCUGGAGAGCCAAGUUUGGCCAUCUCUGACCUAGGGCAAGGUUUAUUACCCACUAUAUGCUGCCCUGGGGACACAGGUGGCGCUGUGGGUUAAACCACAGAGCCUAGGACUUGCUGAUCAGAAGGUCGGCAGUUCGAAUCCCCGUGACGGGGUGAGCUCCCGUUGCUCGGUCCCUGCUCCUGCCCACCUAGCAGUUCUAAAGCACGUCAAAGUGCAAGUAGAUAAAUAGGUACCGCUCAGGUGGGAAGGUAAACGGCGUUUCCGUGCGCUGCUCUGGUUCAUAGAAUCAUAGAAUAGAAUCAUAGAAUCAUAGAAUCAUAGAAUCAUAGAGUUGGAAGAGACCACAAGGGCCAUUGAGUCCAACCCCCUGCCAAGCAGGAAACACCAUCAGAGCACUCCUGACAUAUGGUUGUCAAGCCUCUGCUUAAAGACCUCGAAAGAAGGAGACUCCACCACACUCCUUGGCAGCAAAUUCCACUGUCGAACAGCUCUUACUGUCAGGAAGUUCUUCCUAAUGUUUAGGUGGAAUCUUCUUUCUUGUAGUUUGGAUCCAUUGCUCCAUGUCCGCUUCUCUGGAGCAGCAGAAAACAACCUUUCUCCCUCCUCUAUGUGACAUCCUUUUAUAUAUUUGAACAUGGCUAUCAUAUCACCCCUUAACCUCCUCUUCUCCAGGCUAAACAUGCCCAGCUCCCUUAGCCCAGAAGCGUUCGCCAGAAGCGGCUUAGUCAUGCUGGCCACAUGUAAAGCGGUCAGUAAAGCGAGAUGAGCGCCGCAACCCCAGAGUCGGCCACGACUGGACCUAAUGGUCAGGGGUCCCUUUACCUUUACCUAUAUGAUGCCCUAGGAAUAGGUUUUUUAAUGGCUUUCCAUCUGGAACAAUAUUUUAGUAAAUCACAGCUGAAUGUAUGUGUGUGAACAAUCACAGCUGAACAUCCAAGGCAAGUGCCCUACAUAAUAGCUGCGAAAUCUCUUUGCACUACCAGCAGGAAAAAUCAAGAGAGGGUUUUGUGGAACUGAAUGCAACUUGAAACCAAAACUUUAAAUUUUGAGACUGCCCUGUCAAAAGCUGUUUUUAAAAAAAUAAUUAAAGCUUUAUUCAUAUGAUUAGUUUUUUGUUAUGCUUUGAAAUCAAUUUCUCCUAACCACCUGUAGCUACAGAAUGGGUUGGAAUUGUCUACCGUCCACAUACGGUGAUUUUCAGCCAUGCAGCCUUUUCCGUGGGGCAGAUGAUCCUGGCUGGCCUGGCUUAUGCCUUUCGCGACUGGAGGACGCUGCAGCUUGCUGGAUCUGCUCCAGUUUUUGCCCUCUUCUUCUACCUGUGGUGAGCACUGGAUCAGAAUGUGACAAGUCCCAGAGACAAGCCCCCACCCACCCACCUAUUUUUCAUUUGAAGUGGUGUUUUGUUUUGUUUUUACCCUGCCUUCCGCAAGAGCCCCAAGGUGGCUUACAAUGAAAACAGGUACAUUGCAGAGGGUUGGACUAGAUGACUCAUGGUGUCUCUGCCAACUCUACCAUUCUAUGAGUUGGACUUGCAGCAGUAUCUCUCUCUGUCUCUCUCUCUCUCUCUCUCUCUCACUCACUCACACACACACACACACACACACACACAUUUUUAUUGAUUUUUUUAAUAUAUCAGUUCCAACAGUCACACAACAUAUCUUCUCAUCUUAUACAAUAUUUUAGACUUCCAUCAACAUCUCUGAUGAUUUUCCGUUCUUUAUCACUUAUUCUGCACUUUUUAAUUUCUAUAUUGCAUUUAAUUGUCCUUAACUAAUCAUUCUUUUCAUAGUCUUUCUUGUAAUAUUUCAAAUAAUCCACCUUACAAAACUUCUUGCAAACCUACUAGCGUAAUCCGUUCAUCACAAUUACUGGAGUUCAUAUAUUUACUCCAGUCCUCUAAGAAUCUCUGAUCCCGCAGGUUUCGAAUCCUUCCUGUUAAUUUAUCUAAUUCUGCAUAGUCCGGACUUGCAGCAGUAUAUCAAGGGUUCCAGCCUGCUAUGCUGUCUGCCAGGUCACCGUACCAUUCUUGUUUUGUUUUGUUUUUAGUAGGGAUGUAAUGGACUGCCCUGAAUUUGCUUGCCUGUUGGAAUAUUUCUCAGGAUCCUUCCUGAAUCUGCUCGGUGGCUGGUGACCAAAGGAAAAACAGAAGAAGCCAAGAAGCUUCUCCAGAAGGCAUCUUCUGUCAACAAGCGAGCCAUCCCACUGAAGCUGUUAGAUGAGGUAAGAAGCCGGGCGUUGUAGCCAGCUAUUCUUUGCAAAAAUAUCAUUUAUUUCACCUAGUCCAUAUUGUUUUGUGCACCCCAAUCUCAGAAUGGUGAGAGAUUUCAGGGGUGCCAGACAUAUCUUGGGCUAAUUACUUGCACCCCUCCCCCCACAAAAAAUAGCUAACUUCAGUUUUCAAAAGCAGAUGCCUUGUACAAAAAAUGAAAAGCACAAAAUUUGAAACUGAUAAAUGUAUUUUAAAUUGCUGAAGUCGCCUACUUGUAGCAUCAAAAAAUUGGAUCCUUAGGCAUGGCCUGGGGAAUGGAGCUCUAUGGCUCUAGGAUGAAGUCAGAGAGGCAAAGGUAGCUCAGUAGUAUUUGCCAUACAGCCUAGACUGUCUUUUCAUCUAAUCCAGUGGUUGGGAAUUUGUUGCACUCUAGAUAUUGGUUGGGCAACAUCUCCCAUUGGCCCUGACUGCCAGCCUUGCAGCCUGGGGCUAGCAGAGGGCCGCAGAAUCACCAUUCCUGUCUUACCGUGUACUUAAGCUCAAAAGAAAAGAAACACAGUCGUACCUUGGUUUUCGAACAGCUUAGUUCAUGAACAACUUGGAACUCGAACGCCGCAAACCCAGAAGUAGGUGUUCCGGUUUGCAAACUUUGCCUCGGAAGCAGAACAUCUGGCACGGCUUCCGCAGCUUCUGAUUGGAUGCAGGAGUGUCCUGCACCAAUCAGAAGCUGUGCCUUGGUUUCCAAACGUUUCAGAAGUCGGACGGACUGCCGCAACGCAUUCUGUUUGAAAACCAAGGUACGAUUGUGGAUAACACUUUCCCCAUGCUACAAGCAAAUGAAUCUAGCCAAGCCAUCCCGACUCCUUAGCAGCCUCCAUUGCGCAAAUCAUGUUUACCCCUAACUUCCACAAAACCUUGUCCAGCUGAGAAGGUGAGUGGACAGGAACCAUGGAUGAGCUGGGCAGGAACUGCGCUUCUUUCUGGUCGCCGCAAAGCCCAACAGAAUACCUGCCAAGUGCCCUGGGAAAAAUGGGACAUCUGAGGUUUUCUGUGAGAGAUUGCGGUGGCCAUUUUCGGUGUCACGUGCUCUCACACUGUGUUCUCACCCCCAAAAGCGCUUUUGGGGGGGGCAAGGGCAAGGAAUGUGUCUCCAGAAGUUGGGCAGUGUGCUAAAGGGACACAGAUAUGGCCAACACUGUUUGGGUGGUCCAUAACUAUAGUUUGGUUUUGAUGCAGAAACAACAACAACAACAAAAAGUGACCUGAGAUGGGCUUUCCAGAAAGCAAGAGAUUGCAAAUGAAGUUAACUUGGUUUCCCCACUCCGUCCUUUCUCUCUUUGUUUUCACUUUCAUGUCUUGCAAAAGCUGAAACCUGAAAAGACCGUGUCUGCAGGCAUUUGGGAACUGUUUAGAAACCCCCACAUGGGGAAGGUGACUUUCGUCCUAUCAGCAGUCUGGUAAGCCUGUUAUCUAUUGUUACUUUAUUUGCAGUAGUACAUUUGCAGGCCAAAGGUGCAAAGUUUCUGGCCUCUGCUCUGUAUGCAGAAGGUUCCCUUUUCAAACUCCGCUAUCUCCAGGUGUGGCUGGCAAGGACGCUACCUGAAACCCCAGAGUGUCACAGCCAUUGUGUGGACAAUACUGAGUCAGAUGGACCAGAUAUCCAACUUGGCGUAUUUCCUAGAUCUGAGAAUGGGAUUGGGAAGACUACCUACCCGUGAUGGGCAAAAGGGCCAAUGAUUUGAUUACACAGAAAGCAUCUUCAUACAUUUUGUCUCCUUUUAUAUUAUCCUAUUCAUACAUUGGCCCACACUGAAAGAUCAGCGUCUGUAAUUUGCCCAAAAUACAUGCCCUUUUCCAAGUCGCAUUUCCAAAACGAUCUGCACUCCCAUCCAUGUGGGUUAGAAAAUGUUAAUGGAAAAAUCCGAGGGCUCCCUUAGACAAAAACAAAGACACCAACCAGGAUAACUUGGAGCAAAACAGCAGCCUGUAGGUUUGGCUUUUAUUGAUCUGUUGCAACAGGGUGCUCCCCUCACCCGCAGGAGAGAGGAGGGACCCAGAAAAAUGGUGUGCAAGGCCUUAUAAAGACUUCUGAAAUUGCCACCCUGUAGAUCAAGACCACCCCCAAAAACAUCAUACAUACAUCACAGAAGGGGUGUAACCUAAGACCACCCCUCAGAUACAUCUUACCUACAUCACAAAAAAGGCGGUCUAAACAGAAAUUUGAAUGUUGUUUUUCUCCUGUCGCUGUUUAUCUCCUGUCUGUCAGGUUACUUGAUUGGAUUGCCUGGGGAGCCUGGCCAGUCUUUUGUAAUGAUAAAUACUUAGUUCCUGGGCCAGGUCACAGGCUCACACCCUAUUCAAACACAGACAUACCCUUAAGACAGGAUUUGUGAAGGAAAAGAUAAUGGGGAGGCUUUUCCACUUUGACCUUGCAGAGAAUACAUUUGCUCAGUUUAGGAAUCAAAAUGGCUUCAGGUCGGUCUUCCUGUGCUGAUCUAUGUACGUGCGGUUAUGAACAUUACCAUAUAUCUAAGACCUCAAAAUUCCUAUCACAGAACCUUUUAAAGAAGUUAAAACGGGGUACUGUGAGGAAUCGCAAAGGUGUGUUUUGGGAAGUGCUGUGUGUCCUUCCAGUUUAAAACUUGCCUUACUUUUAAUCAUGGAUAUGGUCUCUUCGCCUUUAGGUUUGUCAGCAGUUUGGCGUACUACGGGUUGAGCUUGAACGUGGGCGGUUUCGGUUUCGAUAUCUACCUGACGCAGGCUAUCUUUGGGGCUGUUGAAAUUCCAGGUCGUCUCUCCUGCAUCUUCCUGGUGCAGUGGCUGGGGAGAAAGAAAUGCCAAUCUUCCGCCUUGCUCCUGGGGGGAGCCUGUUGCCUUCUCAUCGCAGUCAUCCCAAAAGGUGCAUAUCAACCCCUGAAGGGCUAGCAUCCCCCGGGCUAACACUUGCCAAAUUGGCUCUGUUUUAAACCAGUCUUCAAAAAAGGUUCGGGUAAGUGAAGCCAGGCGAUGCUCUGAUUGGAAUCUCAGCUUGCUCCAGCAAGCAGCCGACCCAGGCUGAGCAUUCAGUAGUGCUCCAGUUUCCUCUAAGCAGCAGUGCUGUCUUUGGUGAGUGACAUCUCUACUCUUAUAGGGGCUUAUCAUUCUUCUUCUUCUUCUUCUUAUUAUUAUUAUAAUUUAAUUCAAUGCAUAUACCGUAUUUUUUGCUCUAUAAGACGCACCAGACCACAAGACGCACCUAGUUUUUGGAGGAGGAAACCAAGAAAAAAAAUAUUCUGAAUCUCAGAAGCCAGAACAGCAAGAGGGAUCGCUGCACACUGAAAGCAGCAAUCCCUCUUGCUGUUCUGGCUUCUGGGAUAGCUGCGUAGCCUGCAUUCACUCCAUAAGACGCACACACAUUUCCCCUUACUUUUUAGGAGGGAAAAAGUGAGUCUUAUAGAGCAAAAAAUACGGUACCUCUUAAUGCCAAAAUGAGCUGUUUACAAACUAUAAAAACCACAAAAAGUUAAAAUAUAAAGAUCCCAGAUUAAAAUAUGCCAAAAAAACCCAAUCCCAUUUGAAACCACACAGUAAUUUAAGCAGGAGAUUGAAUUGAGAGAUCAAGGCAAUGCCUGUGGCAACAGAUGCAUCUUCUGAGGCUGGUGGCAUGCCCAUACAGAUGGCGCCUCUUGUAUCCACGGCCUCUUCCCCUGAGAAUGGGUUGUUGAAGCCCUGGGUUGCAUGACAACACACACACACCCUGCUUUUGUUUUUUGGGUUUUCUUUGACAUACAAUCUUUCUUCCCCCAGAUCUGCCUAUACUAGUAACGGUGUUUGCCACCACCGGGAAGUUUAUCAUGUCUGGUUCCUUAUCUAUAUCAUAUGUGUAUUCUGCAGAGCUGUUCCCAACUAUUGUCCGGUGAGGCUUGCUAUGUACUUUAAAAAAUAUUGUGUCUCAAAAACGGGGUGUAUUUAUGCAGAGGGCCUGAAAUAGAGCUUUUUUAAAAAAAAUAAUAAAGAGUUCUAUCAGAUGUAAAGGUUGCAUUUCCAGUUUUUAAACUGGAUAAUUCAUGACCUUUUGCAGUGUUACGAAAUGGAAGUUGCCCAUAUGAGCAGCCAUAGCCAUAGCACCACCCUGUCUGCUCCUUUAAGUUAGCCAGCUGCUCUGUGUAAUUCAAGCACUUGUAGACCGCAAUGGGCUUUGAUGACAAAAUGGUGGAAAGAGAGGGGGGAACUGCUAGGUCUGGAGAACCAGGCUCUCUAGCAAAAUUUGAGAAACGUCACACACCGUCAGGGCUUUUUUUCAGCCGGAGCUCACCAGAGCUCAGCUCCAGCACCUCUCAGGUAGACAUCAUUGCCAUUCUAAAAGAACAAGGAAGACGUUCAUGAUUUUUCUAGAAAAAUAACACUGCAUGUUGUGUUUAUAAACCAACCAUACAAUCAACAAAUGAUUAUAAGUUUAAACUCACAGACUGGGUGAAUGGAGAAGACUGACAGAAACAAGUGAAAUCUCCACCCUCCACUCACAUUCCUACAGAGGUGCCAACUUCUAAAGAGGAUUGCGAGUGCCCAGCGUCACAAGGAGCCAGGGGUAGAGCUGAACGCCCUCUGAACAUUGAGGGGGCCUAAGAGUUUUAAGCCAGUGCUUAUUCCUGCUUCCAAGGGGAGCUGGCUGUUCACAGUGCUUAUUGGCUGUGCCUUGCGGCAAUCCAAAAGCCACUUGGCCUAUAUCCAGGUUUCAGGAAUCUCUAGGGAGAAUGCCAUUUGUGUGGGUUGCCUUUUUACAUCCAUGGGCCCCCUCUGGUUCACAUGGAAGCAGUGCCAUCUCCUGAGCCUGCGAACUACCAUUUUGAUUUCCCGCAGUGCCCCCAAUGCGGCUCCCCUCCAGAGGAUAUAUUGAAUUUUAUUAUUUCGGUCACAGACUAGUUCCAGCCCACAUACAAUAUCAAGGAAGUCAUAAAACACGAUAGGGAUACAUUUGAAUUUGCAAUUAGGUAUAACAGGAACAAUACAGAUACAGCAACAGUUAAAAACUAUAUAAAUUAAAACUUAGUCAUUAACAUAUAACCUAAAAUUAUCAUUUAAAACCUUAAUCAUUAUGAUAGCACAACUUUUUCCCCAAGUUUUAUGGCAAUCGCACAGAAUUUGGCUACCCUUAACGUGAUCUCAGGAUCCUUGUCCUCUACCAGGGAUUUUAGACAUUGAAGUUCGGAUUCAUUUGGAGAUUUUUGCAUAGCAGGGGUGAUAAAUACUGAGUGUAUAUCCGUGUAGAAACGGCAGUGUUACAAGGCAUGAGAGACAGUUUCUACCUCCAUCAAGCCGCAAGGGCAGACUCGUUCAGCGUAUGGUUUACCCUCAAAUCUGCCCUGCAAUAAAGCAGAUGGCAGCACGUUGAAUCUAGCAAGGGUAAAUGUCUCCAGAGGAUUGUGGGAAAGACUCGCCACCCAUGUCUUCCUUCCUUCUCAGGCAGACUGGAGUGGGGUGGUGCCAGACGGCAGCCAGAUUGGCAGGCAUAAUCUCGCCUCUGAUUGGUCUCUUGGACAAGUACCACCCCUCUAUCCCCGUGGUGAUAUUUGGCAGUGCAGCCGUGGCUGGUGGACUCCUUGCUUCCUUGCUUCCGGAGACGUGCGGCAAGGAACUCCCGGACUGCAUGGAUGACAUUGCACACUAUCAGAGGCAAGUCUUGGGGUGGUUCGGAAGACUUGUGCAUUUAUUUAUUCCCUUGCCCUUUUUUUUACAUCCAUGUGUUUGUGCUUGAGCUGUUGACCUGGUUGUGCUUCCUGGCUGUGUGGAGUCCGCAAGGCAGCUAACCGCUUCCAUUAAAACAAUGCAAUGCUAAAGCAACAGUGUUGGGUGAUUUUAAAACACUGUUUUGCGCCUGCCAAGGGCCAAGCAAUUGUUUACAGUCAUUUAUACAUAUGGUUAGGGGACGCGGAUGGCGCUGUGGGUUAAACCACAGAGCCUAGGACUUGCCGAUCAGAAGGUUGGCGGUUCAAAUCCCCGUGACGGGGUGAGUUCCCGUUGCUCGGUCCCAGCUCCUGCCAACCUAGCAGUUCGAAAGCACGUCAAAGUGCAAGUAGAUAAAUAGGUACUGCUCCGGCGGGAAGGUAAACGGCGUUUCCGUGCGCUGCUCUGGUUCGCCAGAAGCAGCUUAGUGAUGCUGGCCACAUGACCUGGAAGCUGUACGCCAGCUCCCUUGGCCAGUAAAGCGAGAUGAGCGCCGCAACCCCAGAGUUGGUCACAACUGGACCUAAUGGUCAGGGGUCCCUUUACCCCUGUACAUACAUAUGGUUAAUUGAACUGGUUAUCAGAAGAGAAGGUUGACUAUUGAGAUUUUUACUCUCACUUGGGAAUCUCAGGGCUAUGGAUUGCUUGAUUAUUCUGCCUUUCGGGCUGCUUCACACAUGCAUUGCUGUUGCUCGAGGUCCACAAUAUUGAGGGUUUGCUUGCAUGUGCAGAUGAGCUGUCACAGACCUAAAGCCACAAACAGAUCUCGUGUCUCAGCCGAUCAUGCAGUUUCCAGGGCAGAAGGUCCACUUGUUUGCCUUCUAUUAACUUACAUGAAUGUGUGCCUUGAUCUUCAAUAACUGUGGCUGAAUCGCACAUGUUAGGCAUCAUCUGACAUUGCAACCAUCAGUGCUAAUGUGGCGUCACCUGAAUGGGCUGGGAAAGGCUGUGUCUGAAACCCCGGAAAACUGCUGCAAGUCAGAACAGACAAUAUUAACCUACAUGGACCCAAAACCAUGACGAGAGCCAGUGUGGUGUAGUGGUUAAGAGCGGUAGUCUUGCAAUCUGGGGAGCUGGAUUCCCGUCUCCGCUCCUCCACAUGCAGCUGCUGGGUGACCUUGGGCUAGUCACACUUCUCUGAAGUCUCUCAGCCUCACUCACCUCACAGAGUGUUUGUUGUGGGGGAGGAAGCUAAAGGAGAAUGUUAGCUGCUUUUAAGACUCCUUAGGGUAGUGAUAAAGCGGGAUAUCAAAUCCAAACUCUUCUUCAUGACUCUGUGUGAGGCAGCUUCUGUGAACUAAUUCCUAGGUUUGCUUGAUGCACCUGCCAUUCAGAAUCAUUUGGAGCAGAAAACGUAUGCAUGAAUUUAAUCAUCUCCUUUUAACCUUCUUUCCCCUCCAUAGGCCCAGCAAAAGAAUCAACGGUAGUUUGGGAAAUGCGUGUUUAAAACCAAAUGAAGACAUUACUGAACAGAUAACAAUAACUCGCCUUUAACCCACUGUGUGGAUUGCUCCAAGGUGCCAAGAAGAAUGUGUGAAUUUCCUCCCCUCCCACUCGGAGCCCAGCCGAUAAAAAUAAUUGGUUUAAAUAUUUUGUUUUUUAAAAAGUGGUUUUAAAAUGAAAAUAAAAAUAAAAAAUCAAUUCUAUUACGUGCCCCUUAAAAUAACUUGGUUUGAAAGAUCUGAAUGUAAUAUGAGCAAAUUAAAAGCAUACACUCAUGUUUAAAAGAACAUCGAUAAUCUUAGGAUGGAUCUGGUUGUCUUCUUACGGAAUAGCUGCAGUGCAAAUUUAGGGUGCAGUUCUAUGCUCACACAUAUAUGGGAGUAAAUCCCUUUGGACUCAAUGUAGGACUUCUAGAAAACAUCAGAAUCAGCAUUGUAUCAAGCCAGACCUGGAGAUGCUGGGGAUUGAUCCUGACACCUUCUGCAUACACAGAAUCAUAGAAUUGUAGAAGGGUCCCACGGGUCAUCUAGUCCAACCCCCUGCAAAGCUGCAAUCUCAGCUACAGCAUUCAUGACAGAGGGCUAUCUAACCUCUCCUUAAAAAUCAUUGCACUCUCUCUUUUUCUUUUUUACAGCUGGUGGAUUAUUAGCUUUAAAUUGUUUUAUUGUUUCAAAAUGCUGUACUUGUAGUGUCCGAUGUUCUCUCCAGCAUGAGAAUUUGCUGGGAUAGAAUGUUUUAGGGUUGUAAAUAAUCUUGUGAAACGAAUAUGUGAAAUAGUUGAGCGUUUCUCUUAUCAGGAGACCUCUGUAGCUUUGCAAGUCUGUGGGAAGUGAUCUGCUGGUCUCAGCUUUAUCCUUGUACUUGAAAGUUCCAGCAUACCUGAGGAAAACAGGUUUGCACGUACGCGUUUGUUUUGUACAGUUUCCAUAGCUAAAUGUCUGAAAAAGCUUUAGCUAUAAUGGGGGAAGACGGCAACUUUCUGAAACCUAAGAAACACAGGCCAUAACUUUUAACUGUUACAUAUUCAAGACACACCAAUAUAACAUGUCUGUCCUGAGAAGUAUUCAGGUACACUCCAGGCAAAAAAAGUUCCUCUAUAACCAAACUUUUGGCUGAUUAAACCAUCAAUGUCCUUCUAAUGGUGUUUGUAGAAGGGGGGGGGGUAUUUGUUUGCUGCUGUUGUUAUGUUAUGUUAUGUAUUUUGUGUUUCUAUUUUGUAUUUUUAUGCUAUAAACCAGCCUAUGAUGUUUGUAUGAAAGGCAGUAUCUGAAUGAAUCAAAUAAUUAAAUGGAUAAUAGUUUGA